Hevea brasiliensis (rubber tree) is the source of this 3352-nucleotide messenger RNA. Its product is annotated as potassium channel KAT1. The transcript has 10 exons. Gene Ontology annotation, biological process: transmembrane transport; potassium ion transport. Gene Ontology annotation, molecular function: voltage-gated potassium channel activity; protein binding. Lineage: Eukaryota; Viridiplantae; Streptophyta; Magnoliopsida; Malpighiales; Euphorbiaceae. Gene Ontology annotation, cellular component: membrane. The record is from RefSeq and is a predicted model, not a curated record. The coding region runs from base 583 to 3054 and encodes 823 amino acids.
UCCAUGACUAGAACCCCCUGCCUAAGUCUACUGAGAUUAUUUCGUUUAUCUUUGCAUUUUGAAAUGAAAAUACCAAUAUAUUUUCACUCAAGUCUGUCCUUGCAAGACCUUUGUCUAUAAAUGACUCACACCUCCACAUAGUUGAUUAUGGACCUUCGACCACCACCAGCACAAUCACACCAAGCAGAAGAACCAUUACCAUCUUCUUCGUUUUGUCUCUCUGUCUCUCUCAGAGUAUUCAUCACUGCAACUACAUUACAGAAAAUCUCAUGUCUGCCACUUAUACUGCUAUCUCACAUCUUCUUCUCCCAUUGCCCGUGGUUUUAAUCUUCUUUCUUGCUCAAACAGGAUGGAAAGUUCUCUUUUCAUGCUUUCAUUUAUAUCCUUUAAUGACGCACUAGUAAUCUAUCUGCAGAAUCAUUUCACAAAUGUAAUGAGUAUUGAGGGAAAAAAGGUGAAAAAAAACAGAGUUAACCCGUGUCAUCAGUCACAAGCCUCCCAAUCUACAUAAAUAAAGUCGUUCCCAAGGGAUUCAUCUCCACUAAAAUUUAACAGUAUUCGCAGUAAUUCAAAUAGCCCAAGAUGCCGCUUUCCUGUGCCAAAAACUUCUUCCAUCGAUUCUGUAGCGAUGACAUUCAAAUGGAGGGCAUCCCCCAUGGUAGCUUCUUUUCUAGUGACUUCCUACCAUCCCUUGGAGCUAGAAUAAAUCGGGCAGCCACACUUCGAAAAUACAUAAUUUCCCCCUACAGUUCCCGUUACAGGGCUUGGGAGAUGUGGCUGAUUGUUCUAGUCAUUUACUCUGCUUGGAUCUCUCCGUUUGAGUUUGCAUUUCUAACUUACAAGAAAGAUGAUGCUCUUUUCAUCAUUGACAACAUUGUCAAUGGCUUCUUUGCCAUUGAUAUUGUUCUUACCUUUUUUGUUGCAUAUGUCGACAGCCAAACUUAUCUCCUCGUCGAUAAUCCUAAGAAAAUCGCAAUCAGGUACAUAUCUACUUGGUUUCUCUUCGAUGUUUGCUCCACCGCCCCAUUUCAGUCUCUCGGUCUCCUGUUCACAAAUCAAAGCAGCAGCGAAAUUGGCUUUAGAUUACUCAACAUGCUUAGACUCUGGCGUCUCCGACGGGUCAGCUCCCUUUUUGCAAGGUUGAUCAUCAAAUACAAACUUAUGCACUUUAAUUUCCUCAAAACUUCAAGUUCUUGUGAUAGAAGAAUCACAAUUCUUAUUAGCUGGUUUGCUUCAUUCAGACUUGAGAAGGACAUCCGGUUCAACUAUUUCUGGACUCGGUGCACAAAGCUUGUCUCGGUAACCCUGUUUGCAGUACACUGUGCUGGAUGCUUUAACUACUUGAUUGCAGAUAGGUAUCCUGAUCCAAAGAGAACAUGGAUAGGUGCAGUAAACCCAAAUUUCAAAGAAGAAAGUCUCUGGGACAGAUAUGUUACUGCAAUUUACUUGUCUAUUACCACACUAACUACGACUGGAUAUGGGGACUUGCAUGCUGAGAACCCCAGGGAAAUGCUUUUUGACAUCUUCUAUAUGUUGUUCAACUUGGGAUUGACAGCUUACCUCAUAGGAAACAUGACAAACCUUGUUGUUCACUGGACCAGCCGCACAAGGAAUUUUAGGGACACAAUUAGAGCAGCUUCGGAAUUUGCCACCCGGAAUCAGUUGCCACCUCACAUACAGGAUCAAUUGCUGUCACACCUGUGUCUGAAGUUCAAAACAGAAGGACUGAAGCAGCAAGAAACCCUGAAUGGUCUGCCAAAAGCUAUUCGUUCAAUCAUUGCACACUAUCUCUUCUACCCCAUUGUCGAAAAAGUUUAUCUGUUUCAAGGGGUUUCUCAUGACUUCCUCUUCCAAUUGGCUUCAGAUAUGGAGGCUGAAUAUUUUCCGCCCAAGGAGGCCAUAAUUCUGCAGAGCGAAGCUUCAACAGAUCUUUAUAUACUUGUCUCAGGAUCAGUGGAUUUGAUGUCCUAUGCAAAUGGACUUGACCAGGUUAUUGGGAAAGCAACUGCAGGGGAUAUUUUUGGUGAGAUAGGAGUUUUAUACUACAUGCCACAACCUUUCACAGCCAGGACAAGUGAGCUUUCUCAAAUAUUAAGACUAACCAGAACUUCACUGAUUAACACCAUACAGGCAAAUACAGAAGAUGGUCACAUCAUAAUGAAUAAUCUUUUCAAGAAACUGCAAGAGUCAGAAGGCACAGGCUUUGUUUACCAGAACAAAGAUCCAGGAACAACUCUUAGUGACUGGCGUGAUGGAGGAUCAAAGGAAGGGUGUUGUUCUGAGGCAGGAUGUCAAAAUUAUUCACAUGGAGAGCCAUUAAUGCAGGAUGAAGGAGAUUUAUCUGGUGAGGAACCUGAGGCUAGAGGAAAAAGCAAAAGAGGAAUAGGUCAUAAUUUUACUACACAUGCAGCCAAUGUAAAUUCAACAAUUGAGGAUGACCAAACGGCUCUUCACGCUGCUGUUCGCAAAGGGCACAUUGAAAUGGUUAAGAUUCUGCUGGAAAAAGGAGCAAAUGCAGACAAACCAGAUGCCAUGGGACGGACCUCAAAAGCUCUAGCAGAACAGCAGGGAAAUAAGAGCAUUUAUGACCUUUUACUAAAUUAUGAAAAUAGAAGGAAAAUAGAUGAACAUAAAAUAGAUUUUAUUGAGCCAGAAUCAGAUGAACCCAAGAAAAAUCCAGGCAAACAUAAAGGAGUUGGUGGGCCCAGUUGUUUCAAUUUCCAUUCCAAAAUGGUACCCAUAAACUCCAGUUCACGCCUCUAUAGCUGUCCCAAUGAUAGGGAAGCAAAGAAAUUAACCAAGAAGAGAGUCACUAUCCAUAUGCAGUUUCACAACAAAAGCACAUUGCAGAGGCCUCUUGGAAAGCUAAUUAUCCUACCUGAUUCCAUAGAAGAGCUGCUCAGAAUUGGUGGUGAAAAGUUUGGAGACUACAAAUUUGCAAGGGUCAUCAAUGCUGAGAAUGCAGAAAUUGAUGAUAUAUGCGUCAUUCGAGAUGGUGAUCAUCUGUUUCUCCUUCAAAAUGACUCAGAAAAUUUGGAAUGUGGUGUGACCUAAAAGUUAUUUGAAGGUUUUAACGUAGACAUGCAGAUUAGCUUGAUAUUUUGAGCAAUAUAUUAAGAAAUAUUAACAAAAAGUGCAAUACAUCUGCUGGUCCAAAUAGGCCAACAAAACUGCUGUAAGUACUGGAAAAUUGGAUAAGUAAAUUACAAAUGGUUGCACUUUCACUCGGUAUUUUCGGAGCAAAGAACCCCAUCCACAUAUAAUUAUGAAGAAUGUUAACAAUUACAUCUUACAACCAUGCCAUAAUCUGGUGGGCCAUAUGAAUGAAUUUCCCCAAAAAAUUGUUCUUCUC